CCAGUCCGCGCGGGCGCGGCUCGGCAGGGGGGCGGUGCCGCGGCCGUGGGGGAGCGGUCGCCAUGCUGCGGGAGCUGCGGCGGCGCUGGCGCUCCUACAAGUACCGCUUCGUGCCCUGGCUCGCCCUCAACCUCCGCCGCCAGCGCAGGACCCUUCGAUAUGUUCCUGAAAGCUCUCAAGACAAAAUAAUUGCUGAUGAAGAUGUCUAUGAAACACUACUGAAAACAUUUAAAGCUCUGUUCAUAAAUGACUUCAGUAGACAAGCAGAUAUUCUGGCCUUACUUCCAGAAGUCAAGCGUCAGUAUCUAGAAUUACUUACUGUGGAGCAGAAGCGGUCAGGAGUAAAUUCUUGUAGCCAUCAGGCUCAGCACGUGUUUUGUCCUGAGGAAGUUUUGUUUAACACACUUGGGUUCACUGUUAGCAGAGACCGGAGUUCGCUGGUGUCUGCUGGAACUGGAGUCUUUGUUACCAAAGGUUUUGUUCCCAAAGGGACGGUUGUGUCUAUGUAUCCUGGUAAUGGAAUGUUCUUAUUUUUGAUUAAGUUAGAUGGGACUUCUCACCAUCUGAUCAUGGAAUGCCAAAGAUCUACACUAAUUUUUAUUCUGUGCAUUGAUGGUGUCCUUAUUGAUGGGAAUGAUAAAGGACUGUCAAGAUCAGUGUACAGGUCUUGCAGCAGAAGAGACCAACUUGGCCCUUUUCAAAUGAGUGAUGAGAGCUGGCUCACAGCCACCCUGCAAAACCCACUGGCAGUGGGACAGUAUGUCAACAACUGCUCACAUGUUUCCCUCCUGGUAUGUCAAAUGAAAGGCACACACUCCAAAAGUGAGAUGGUGGGAAAGCAUACCUGGCAAAGUACCACCGGACUAAGACAGUUUAGAGUUGCAGAUCAAGUUUCCCAGUAUUGUUCCAUGAGGCUUCAUGAGAAAACUGCCCACAGUGACAUCUACAAAAAAGCAGCAAAUGUGUGUUAUCAAGAGUUUGACGUGCCAGGACAUUUUCCAGUAGAACUGAAACAAUAUCUUCCAAACAUCGUCUACAGCCAUGACAUAGAGAGCCACUUGAGGUGUGUAGUUCUUGUCACUCUCAGAGACAUCAAGCAAGGAGAAGAACUUUUUUCAAAUUAUUACACUGUUGUCAGCUGAAUUAAUAGAUUCAAAACUGAAGAAAUCUGUGUCAAUAAAAUAUGUAUAGUGCCUAUACUUCAAGCUUGAUCAUCAUUUUUGUGUAAGGGAGAGCUCUAGUUUUACCAUCCAGAGAGCAAAACUGUAGAAAUUCAGCAAAAUUUAAUUUCUCUGAAAAUAAUCUGCAUUUGAUGUACAGGUGAAGACUUAACCAUUUACAUCAUUAGGUUCUCAGAUGUCUGCUGUUGUUGAUGUUUCUGUAUAUUGGUGUUCAGCUGUCCAUAAGGUAGUUCAUAAAAUUAAAACUUAAGUUCUGGAUAUGCAAUUUAAUCUACCAGAUUGCACAGUUGUCUGUAAUUGGGAAUGUUGUAGUGUAUUUCCAUUUAAUUUCCUUUAAAUGGACGCAGCUCGUAAGAAUGGCUAUCCUCUUGAAUUGUAUAAUAUAUAAUGCUAAUCUGCAUAGUUCACAGUAGUUACUAGGUCUUUUUUUGGUUUUCUUGAAAUUGACCCAUUUGGUAUCAGCUUGCUUUUAAAAAACACAGCAGUACAGGCAGCUGUCCUAAUCUUGUAUGAAGCCCAUUUUGGAUCCAUGCUGAUGGGCCCCUCAGCUGUACUUGCAUGGUGCACUGUCCUCUUGAGGCCAUCUUGAGCUGCUGGCUUUAGCUGUGCCAGUCCUGUGUGUCUUUAAGCCUCUUCCAGUCCUGAUUCCAGUGAUUCAUGGCAAGUUUCCUGGCAUGUGGCAAAUUCCAUUGCUUUUAUUCGCAAGAGGACUUCAUUAAUCAGUUGCUGGUAUAAACAGGGCCAGCUAUUUGUACAUUAACUUUUGCUGCUGUCUGCAAACUGCUUUCAGAAAGAUGAAACCAGUAUUUAACUGCAGAAGUUCAAGCAAGCCUCCCAGUGGAUUUGUGGUUGGCGUAAGCUCAUGAGAGAGGAGGAACUGGGAAAUGCUGUGCUGUUACAAAUUGGGUAGUGGUUGGGGCAGCCAGGGUUCCCUGCUUAGCUGCUGAGACAUCAUCUCCUUUUCAGAAUGCAAAGCUUUGUGAUGUUUGCAUUACGUGGUCUGUUUCCAAACCUGAACCUUGCCUGUCACAUUCAUUUGGAAGUCCUUCAGUGCCAGAGGAGGCAGUGAAGGACAGGCUAUUUCAGCAGUUAACCAGCUGAAGCUAACCAGCAGAGCUCUGAGAUAGUGGCAUCAGGCUCAGCAUGGAUUGUGCCCAUUUUGUGAUGAUGAUCAGGGCAACUUCUAGUGACAUUCUUUGUGUCUUCACUGCUUGGUAAGGCAUCAGAGCAGUGACCAGCAGUCUGCUGAAGAGAGAAUUCAUCCUCCGUGACCCUGAAGAUCCCUUCUCUCCUGAGCUGACUCUUCUCAGCUCUCUGUGAGGUUAUUGGGAUCUCUUGAUCUGUGAAGGAAGCUGGAUGUCAAGAGCACUUGAAGUAUUCCUAGUGUGGGGGGGAGCGGUUCCCCAGGCAGCUCCCAUGGCACUCUGGAAGGAGUAGAGUAGGAAAGGUGUGUGUGUGUGCUGCUGCUUAUUUGUCCUUUUUCCCCUUUCUAUUAAAGCUGCUGUUCUUUCCUGGCCACUGCUCAUCAGACCCUCCCAUGAGCUGAUCUGACUUGCUAAGUAACACCACCACCCCAUGCUUUCUCUGCUGUUUUGUUCUCUUCUAUUGCAGUGAGCUGAAGCAGCUCAUAGAAGACAGCCUACAGAAGGGCCAGAGUGAGCCAGAGAGCAGGAAGCCCAUAGGUGGUGUCAGAGCUGCUGAUUUGACUCCCUGGGUCUUACAAAGCUGUGCUUUCAGACAGUUGUAUUUUGCACAUAAAGGUGAUGCGGUACUUCCUCACUGCCUGCCAGGCUGCUUUGCUCACCACUGCCGGUUGCUCCUCCCCCUGCCGGCUCUGGAGCUUACCUGGCAACAGAGGAGACCAUGUCAGGAACUGCAGCAAGAGGGAGUGGUGAUGUUCUGCCGCCUUAAAGAGCUGUGCAUUUCUCCCACCUGCUCCUUUGCUGGUGGCACAGCAGGCAGGUGCGUGCCAGCCACAGCAAAGGAGCGGGUGGGAGAAAGUCAUGCUGCAGGGCAGGAGUGGGCCCAGGGCUCAGCACGGUGAAGGGAGCAGGAAAGCA
Molecule: messenger RNA, 3241 nt
Organism: Motacilla alba alba
Lineage: Eukaryota; Metazoa; Chordata; Aves; Passeriformes; Motacillidae
Gene: SETD9
Product: SET domain containing 9
Exons: 7
Coding region: 63-1142 (359 amino acids)
Molecular function (GO): protein binding
Source: RefSeq, a predicted model, not a curated record